Molecule: messenger RNA, 7134 nt
Organism: Daphnia pulicaria
Lineage: Eukaryota; Metazoa; Arthropoda; Branchiopoda; Diplostraca; Daphniidae
Exons: 35
Coding region: 143-4402 (1419 amino acids)
Biological process (GO): multicellular organism development; cell surface receptor protein tyrosine kinase signaling pathway; protein phosphorylation
Cellular component (GO): signaling receptor complex
Molecular function (GO): ATP binding; transmembrane receptor protein tyrosine kinase activity
Source: RefSeq, a predicted model, not a curated record
CAGCUCCUAUAGUUUAAUUGGAAAAACUCUGUACUCAACUCCUCGUGUACACCAAUUUGAAGGUGAAUGUAGAUAUUCACGAUGACCCCCUUUUCUUAUCCUGUCUGGCCUCAACUUUAUUGAGGAUGGAGCACUUGCUGGAAUGCCUGGCUGUGGAUUUUCCGGGCUGAAAGGAAUCGCAUUGUUAUCUGUGAUGCAUCAAGUCGACGCCGAGAUUUCGGCAGAUUGGAACACUGGCGACGGCGGAUUCAAAUGGCGGACCAACUGUGACUUCCCCGGUGACGACAUAGGACAAAUUCCUCUUACGAUUGCAACCAGAGAAGAGUGUGGUCGACUUUGUAUUGCCAAUCCGCAAUGCAGCCAUUUCGUCUUUGGUUAUUUGGAGAAUUGUUACAUGAAGAAGGCGCCAUCAAUGCCCCCUCGUCAAGAUAUCGAUUAUGAGAGUAUAGCCAUUUGUGGCUUCAUACCGUGGAGAUUGGGAUCUGAACCGGGGGGUGAUGACUGGAAAUCUAACAGCAGCAGCGGUAUUCAAAACUGUGAUUUUUAUGGCAACAACAGUUUAAUUUUGACGACAGAGUGCCGACAGGCUCAAGAUUGCUCCUUUUGGUAUGAACAAGUUCGUCCCACUGAAGGAUCAUCAGCCUGUAAAUUAGUAGAUGGAAGUUCAGGAUCAUGUUGCCCACAACUCCCUAAAAGAGUGGGCGUCGAGAAUUUGACAGAUUGGAACAUUGGCGACGGCGGAUUCAAAUGGCGGACCAACUGCGACUUUCCCGGUGACGAUAUAGGACAAAUUCCACUUUCGGUUGCAACCAGAGAAGAGUGUGGUCGACUUUGUAUUGCCAAUCCGCAAUGCAGCCAUUUUGUGUUUGGUUAUCUGGAGAAUUGUUAUAUGAAGAAGGCGCCAUCAACGAAAUCUCGUCAAGAUAUCGAUUAUGAGAGCACAGCCAUUUGUGGCAUCAUUCCCUGGAGGUUUGGAUCUGAAACAGGGAUUGAUGACUGGAAAUCUAUCAGCGGAAAUGGUACUCAUAACUGCGGUUUUCAUGGCAAUAACAGUUUAAUUUUGACGGAAGAGUGUCGACAGGCCAAAGAUUGCUCCUUUUGGUACGAACAGGUUCUUUCGACUAAUGGAUCAACAGCCUGUAAAUUAGUAGAUGGAAGUUCAGGAUCGUGUUGCCCACAACUCCCUAAAAGAAUGAUCGCCGAGAAUUUGACAGAUUGGAACCCUGGCGACGGUGGAUUCAAAUGGCGGACCAACUGUGACUUUUACCAUGACGAUAUAGGGCAAUUUCCUCUUACGGCUGCUCUCGGAAAAGAGUGUGGUCGAUUCUGUAUUGCUAACCCGCAAUGCAGCCAUUUUGCAUAUGGUUAUGGACAGAAUUGUUACAUGAAGAAGGCGCCAUCAAUGCCCCCUCGUCAAGAUAUCGAUUAUGAGGGUAAAGCAAUUUGUGGUUUCAUUCCCUGGAGAUUUGGAUCUGAACCGGGGAAAGAUGACUGGAGAUCCAUCAGCAGCAGCGGUGUUCGUAACUGCAGUUUUUAUGGCAACAACAGUUUGAUUUUGACGACAGAGUGCCGACAGGCUCUAGAUUGCUCGUUUUGGUAUGAACAAGUUCGUCCCACUGAAGGAUCAUCAGCCUGUAAAUUAGUAGAUGGAAGUUCAGGAUCGUGUUGCCCACAACUCCCUAAAAGAACCCAAUAUAUUAGAAUGAUUCCUGGUGGGAGUGAACGAAUAAUCGACGCGGGAACAACCCUCACGUUGACGUGCGUCUACGCCUUUGAAAACGAAAAUCAAAGGAAUACGUUCAAUUUUUCGUGGGAAAUUCCAGAUUACUUAUCCAAAAAUGCGGAAUUGAGUGACCUGGACAAUCGCCUUCGCAAAACGUUUGGAAGGAACGAGACCCACAUGACAUCGACGUUGUCUCUGGUCAACGCAAGAGCCAGAGACACUGGAGACUUUGGUUGUAGGGGUAUCCCUUACGGCUUUGCAAACACAUUUACAGUGAAUCAAUACGUCUAUGUAUUCAAUGAUACGGAACUUGUAAUAGUCGAGGCUAAUGAGUAUUACUUCGACAUUCCUCUCGGUAAAACUAAUUACCCUAUCAAUUGCAAAUCCAACAAUCCGGAUGUCAACGUUUCUCUCAUCUACCAACAAAAAUUUACAGCAAGAGCUAAAAACUUGUCGGAACCAAAAAGCGAUUUGCUGUCAGAUCCAAAUUCAAAUUGGUCUUUCGAAAUAAGAAAUGGACUAAAACUCAAGAAAGCGAAGAUUGACGACAAUGGCAUUUUCAAUUGCAUAGGGACCUAUGCAAAUAAGAAACAUACACGUGAUUUAUUUUUGUUUAUCGCUGGAAUGGAACUCGCAAGAAUUGAUGGCGUAGGUGACCCUUUGGAAGGAAGUAACGUUACUUUAAGCUGCCGAACUUACCAAUAUACCGCGUCCUCUACUCCACCAAAAUGGUCCUAUCAAAUUAACGGAAACGGAAAAAUGCAAAUAAUUGAUGAAAUUAAUCCACCUGAAGGUAUUCAAAUCAUAAAGGACAAAUUUGACUAUAGUAGUAAAACACUAUACGAAAAUAAACUUUACAUUUCCGACAUAAGUUCAAAUGCCUAUGCCUUUCAAUGCCAAGGAAGUGGAUUCACUGAAAAUAUUUCAUUUCGCGUUAAAGAAUUAAAUGGCGACUCUAAGCUUAAAUCUGUUCAACUUGAGAAGAAUAUCGCUCAAAACUUAACUUGCUUUCAAGGAGCUCAGAAUACUCGCAUCACAUGGUUUAAGGAUGGGAAAGAAUAUUCAGGACCAGUCUACUCUGACGGAACCUCUUCAACCUUACCGCUGCAAGGAAAGAUGGGUGAAAAUGGAAGUUACGCUUGUCAGUGGAAAGUCAGCUUUCCAGGUGAUAUGAAAUACAGAAAUUUCACGGUCUCUUACCUUGACAGAAUCCCAGAAAAUGUCGAGACCGUCGUCAUCGCCGUUUCUACAACAUUUGCCGUUUUACUUUUGGUACUAAUUGUCAUCGUUGGAGUUAAAUUUUAUUACGACAAGAACCAACGAGUUUCACAGGAAGCGUUAAUGAGAUUGCUGAAUGGAAAUGCCAAUCAAAUUAAUAACCAGUCACCAAUUGAAGACCAGGUAGAGUUCCUUCCCUAUGAUAGACGCUGGGAAUUUCCAAGAAGUCGACUGAAACUCGGAGGCCAGCUUGGAGUUGGGUGCUUUGGUCGUGUAGUCAAAGCGGAAGCAGUGGGACUCAAAGACUCUGAAGAAACUGUCAAAACAGUUGCCGUCAAAAUGGUUCGGUCGGAAGCCAACGUCACAGCAAUGGAAGCUCUCAUCAGUGAACUAAAAAUUCUCGUCUACUUAGGAUCGCACCUCAACGUCGUCAAUCUGCUGGGAGCCUGCACUAAGCAAAUGCACAAAGGAGAACUUUUAGUGAUCGUUGAAUAUUGUCGGUUCGGCAAUUUGCAAUCGUUUUUGAUAAACCACAGGAAGAACUUUGUUAAUUUGGUGGACGAAUUUGGGAACCUGAAAACGCAAGACGAAUUAGAAAGCCAUUUCACCAGGUCAAAAUGGGAAGAAAACUCAUCGCAAGUCAAGACGAGCGAUUCGCAAGCUGACGAUCAUCCUGGCGUGAAUUCAUCCUCUGAAUUUUUAGACGUCUCAAUUUCCAACCUACAAGAUCUGGACGGAAACUUAGAUCGGCCGAUUUCAACAACAGAUCUCAUUUCUUGGUCUUUUCAAAUAGCUCGAGGAAUGGACUACCUGGUUAGCAAAAAGGUCCUCCAUGGUGAUCUCGCCGCCCGAAAUAUUCUACUCGCUGCCGAUGGAGUUGCAAAAGUGGCUGACUUUGGAAUGGCGAAGAAAAUGUAUUACGAUGAAAAUUACGAAAAAGGAGGACGAGGUUUGAUGCCGGUGAAGUGGAUGGCGAUUGAAUCCUUGAUUGAUCGCAUCUUUUCCAGUCAAUCCGACGUUUGGUCGUACGGAGUUGUCCUCUGGGAAAUCUUUUCUUUGGGCCGAGUUCCAUAUCCUGGUAUGGACGUCGGUCACAUACUCAUGAAAGAAAUUCAAAAAGGAUAUCGGAUGGACAAACCGGAAUUGGCGCUCAAUUUCUUCGGUGAAAUGAUGGCCGAUUGCUGGAAAUCGGAUCCCAAGGAGAGGCCCACCUUCAGUCAAAUGGAGGAGACUAUCUGCAGCCACAUGGAGUCGUCGGUCAGCUCGGACUAUUUUAAUAUGAACGCGCCAUAUGCCAAGCUCAACGAAGAAAAGGAGAACGCAACGCCACAGGAUCAAUUUGGAUUGGCCAAGUUGCUGUCCAGAGAAAAGCCUGGAGUUCAAUCCAAGAGGGGCGCAACGGCACGAUAUUCGAUGUUUCCUAUGCGGUUUUCAAAAAGAGAUGCGGAUUCCAAUCUUUAGUCAAAGAGCGCUUAGAAAACUGUUAGUAAUAAUCAAUUAUUUAUAGGUACAGAGCAAUUCUCGCUAAUAUGAAAUCAUUGUGUUAUUUGCUUAUCAUUUGUUUGUUUUUUCCCUUUACGUGGGACGGUGGGAGAAGGGACAGCAGUUAUGUCUAAGUUAUCACUUUACAUAUUUUAAAAUUUACAGCUUUACACAGAUAUACAAUCGCUGACGUAAUUGAUUAUUCACGCUGCAGUAUUGUGUGCUUUAACUAUAAUAUUAUUUUUAAAUGUUUCAUCAACGGAAAAAUCGGUGUGAGGGUGGGUAACAAUAUGGUUGCGCAUUUUUGUGCCAAGAAAAGGGGGCGUUUGAAUCCUUCUCGACGUUUUUUUUUUUGUUUUGGUCAAAUUUUCUACGACUGUUUGUGUUUCACUUAAGUUUGUGAAGAAUUGUGAGCGUAGUUCUCAUAUUUUAUUGUAAAGCAGAUUAUUGUCUAUACGUACUGAUUCUUAAAUUUUAACAUGACAUAAUUAAUUCUGAAACUGUAUGUGAAAUUGAUGUUCAAAGUUUUGGCAAUAGUGUAUUUCUGGCUUUCUGCAAUAGUGCUUGACCGUUGCUUGUGAUGGACGUGGUGACAACCAGAGGUUGUGAUUUCUCAGACAUCUAAUGGAGCUGGAUCGAUUUCUUCUUCGAAAACUCUAAACUGAACGGAAAACUGGUCCGGAAACGUGCACUUGGCUGCAAUAGAAAUCAGAGAGAAAUAGCAGAACAAAACCAAAUGUGGUCGUUGUGUGUGAACAUUGGGUGUCGUGACUCCCCAUGCUUACCAUGCUCUACGUGACUCCACUCAUGCUGUUUCUAAGAUUUCAGGCCUGAGCCAGCCAUCGUAACCACAAGAUGUGCAAGUUUUCAUACUGACCUGUCAUCAUCAAUGAUCUCAGCAUCAUCAAUUAGGUUAUGGUAUUGGUAUUGGUAACUUUUGUUAACCUGUGGCUUGCCAUAUAUUUUAAUGGUGCCUGAAACUAAAAGGGUAUUGCACGUAAACCUUAAGUAAUCCUGAUUUUAACAUAUCCACUGUCUUCUUUCUAACUUGUCCUUACUUGUUGUCUAUGCGAUAUUUUUUUUGUAACUCAUUUUUUUUAAUUUUUCUUUAGAUAAACAGCUCCUAGCUUAAUUGGGAAAACUCUGUCCUGCCUGGCGUCAACUUUGCAGAGGAUGGAGCACUUGUGGGGAUGCCUGGCUGUGGAUUUCCUGGGCUCAAAGUGUUACUUUGCUGUUGCGGUUGAUGGGCACGGCAGAGUUUUCGCGUAACAAAAUGUGAAUAACGACACGGCGUGCCGAUCAGCUUCGGAUUUCCCGCGACCUUGUGUGAUUGGCCUUUGAUGAACUCGCAAGAGACUCCCGAAUACCGUGCCCACACACUUGCACAGCUGCUGGAACGUGAAGUUGCAAACUUGCCAAGGCGUAAAGAUGAUGACUGAUUUGAGCCUAAUCAAAUAAUUCGCAACUGCUUUUUUAAGAAAACUGAUCGAAUCACUGGUCUGGAAAGACGUACCUGGCUGGGCUGCAAGAGAAAUAGCAGAACAAAAUCAAACGUGGUCGUGGUGUGAAUUUUGGUGUCCUGUCGUUGACUCCCCAUGCUCUUCAGCUGUUUCUCAGAUUUCAGGCCUGAACCAGCCAUUGUAACCACAAGAUGUGCAAGUUUUGAUACAGACUUCCAUCAUCAACGAUCUCAGCAUCAUCAAUUGGAUUAACAGCUCCCAGUUUAAUUGGAAAAACUCUGUCCUCGUGUAACCCAAUAUGUGUUAAGGCGAGUGUAUAUUCAACCCCCUUUUCCUAUCCUGCCUGGCGUCAACUUGACUGAGGAUGGAGCAUUUGUGGAUGCCUGGCUGUGGAUUUCCCGGGCUCAAAGAUGAACUCGCUACCGUCUCUCGUGAGUCCCGUGCCUGCACAGCUUCUGAUAACUGAACAGAUCACUGGUCUGGAAAUGUGUACCUGGCUGCAAGAGAAAUCAGAAAGAAAUAGCAGAACAAAAUCAAAUGUGGUCGUCGUGUGAUCUUUGGUGUCGUAUGUUCUCCAUUCCAUGCUGUUUUUUAGAUUUCAGGUCUGAGCUAGCCAUCAUAACCACAAUAUGGGCAAUUUCUGAUACUGCAGUCUGUCAAUAGCAACCAUCUCAGAAUCAUCAAUUGGAUAAGCAGCUCCCAGUUUAAUUGGAACAAAUCGGUUCUUGUGUACACCCAAUGUGUGAAGGCGAGUGUACAUUCACGAUGACCCCCUUUUCCUAUCCUGCCUGGCGUCAACUUUACUGAGGAUGAAGUACUUUAUGGAUACCUGGCUUUGGAUUGUGGAUGCCUGGCUGUGGAUUCCCCGGGCUCAAAGAUACACUCCUAGAUAAACAGCCCUCAGAUUAAUUGGAAAAAAUCUGUUCUCGUGUACACCCAAUGUGUUAAGGCGAGUGUGUAUCUUCACGAUGAACCCCCCUUUCCUAUCCUGCCUGGGGUCAACUUUACUGAGGAUGAAGCACUUUGUGGAUGCCUGGCUGUGGAUUUCCCGGGCUCUAAGGUAGGACAAAUGUCUCUCUAUUCUUCCUUUUUUUUUUAACUUUUUGGUGGUGUUGGUUAUGAAACGUUACGGAGUACGAUUAUUCCUGAGUUAAGACGGUUGACAGCAAUUUUUCUCUUGCCGUUUCUGUUAUCUCAAUCAGGGUUAAUUUAUUUAACUCAUUUGUAGAGCGACUGCACAACAGGCUUGUU